AUGAGGUGGCUUCUCGUCUUUCUGCUCAUCUUCCCAACAUCAAUAUUCACCACAGAAUGGGAUGCCUACAAUUUUCCAAAUCCCACAGCCGGACAAUUUCAAGAAUGUAAAAUGAGAACGACAGCGAAUAUCUGCGAUCCAGAUGGAGUGCUCAGUGAACAAUCAAGAUAUCGAUUGGAUCACGAUUUGAAACAAUUGGAGACUCGUACUCGUCAGGAUAAUGCGAGAACUUUUUGCGAUAAGAAAGGAGUUACUGCAGCAAUGGCAGUAGCAAAACACGUGAAAGGAGGAACCACAGAAGCUGUCGAAACGAUGGCAAACGAUAUGCUUCGUAAAUGGACAUUGGAUCCCCAGUGUAAGAAAGCAGUUGUGAUAGUCGUGUCGACGGAUGAUAUGAAGUUCUGGGUGGCUCGCGAUGACAAAGUCCCCGUUUACGCCGACGAGUUCACACAGAUUUUCAUGCAACAAAAAUCUCUGUUCCAACAACAAAACUACCAGCAAGCACUGACAAACAUUCUGCAAGCAACAUGGGACAAAGCUCUCUCCAAACAAGGAUCUCCACGUCAACCAAAUCGUGGAAAUCAAGGACCAGGAAACCAGGGACCCGGAAAUCAAGGAGGCGGCGGGAAACCAGGAGGUGGAUUCAAAAUGCCAUCGAUUCCCGGAUGGUUCUGGCUUCUUCUCGUCGGAGUCAUUCUUCCAACUCUCUGCUGUUGCUGCUGCAUUUAUUGUUGUUGUUGUCGCGGAAGAGGUGGCGGUGGCGGUGGCCAACAAAGACAACAAAUUCCAACUGAUCCAAUGGGCGGAGGAGGCGGCGGAUAUCCACAACCACCACCACAAGGAGGCGGUGGCGGCGGCGGUGCCGGUGGAAUGUUCCGUAACAUUCUGUCAUCUGGAGGUGGUGCAAUGGCUGGAUCGAUGCUCGGACGAAUGUUCUCCAAUCGUGGAGGUGGCGGCGGAGGUGGUGGCAUGGGCGGCGGCAACCGUGGAUAUGGAUUCCAGGGCAAUUCUGGAAAUCAAGGAGGCGAUCAACCAGUGUAUGAUGACAACAAUGGACAAGGUGGUGGUGGAUUGUAUCCAUCGCAAGAGGUUAAAGACCGUGGAGGCGGUGGCAGCUGGGCUUAA
Molecule: messenger RNA, 1125 nt
Organism: Caenorhabditis remanei
Lineage: Eukaryota; Metazoa; Nematoda; Chromadorea; Rhabditida; Rhabditidae
Exons: 4
Coding region: 1-1125 (374 amino acids)
Cellular component (GO): acetylcholine-gated channel complex
Source: RefSeq, a predicted model, not a curated record